UUCUGAAACAAACACUCAGAGAAGAGAAGAGAGUUUGUAUAUAAAAUCUCAGAGGGGGGGAUUUUUUUUAGGAGGAUCUGAUGUACUCGCUUGUGGAUCUCGACUAUAUUCACGAUCAUGAUGGCCCUUGAAGAUUCAGAAAAUAUGCAAAUAAACUGUGAGGCAUCUCUAAAAUGCCUCCAGGGUAAGGGAUUCCCUUGUCAUUUUCAGUGUAACGGGAGUUCUGUGGAAGGCCUUACCGAGCUUAAAAAUGAUUCUGGUACUCAUCCAGCUGGGAAUGUUGCUGAACCUAACCGCCAUUUAGGCAGUGAGUUUCUUCAGCCUUCCAAUGAAUUUCGUGGUAAACCUACUUAUUACCAUGAUUACCGCACCUGGACAGCCUGCCAUUUUAACGCUCACAAGGUGCAGCAAUGCCAAAUGAAUGCUUUUGAGAGCCAUUUUUACCCUUAUCCUGUCCAGAACCAACUUCAAUAUGUUCCAAUUAAUAUGGUUGCUCAGGCUUACCCAUGUGAGCGAUAUCAAGAAUUUCAGUAUUUUGUGGUGAUAGACUUUGAGGCUACCUGCGACAAGGAUAAAAAUCCCCACCCUCAAGAAAUAAUUGAGUUUCCAUCUGUCAUAGUGAGUAGUGUCACUGGCCAGCUUGAAGCAUGUUUCCAAACAUAUGUCAGGCCUACCUGCAAUCAGCAUCUGAGUGAUUUCUGCAAGGAUCUGACUGGUAUCCAGCAAAUUCAGGUGGACAGAGGUGUUACAUUGAGUGAGGCUCUACUAAGGCAUGAUAAAUGGCUUGAGAAGAAGGGAAUAAAGAACUCCAACUUUGCUGUGGUUACAUGGUCUAACUGGGAUUGUCAGGUGAUGCUUGAAUCUGAGUGCCGAUUCAAGAAAAUACGGAAGCCUCCUUAUUUCAACCGCUGGAUCAACUUAAAGAUUCCUUUCAACGAGGUAUUUGGUGUUAUGAAGUGCAAUUUACAGAAGGCUGUUGAGAUUGCUGGCUUAGUUUGGCAGGGUCGUGCUCAUUGUGGCCUGGAUGAUGCCAAAAACACUGCUCGCCUGCUGGCUCUGCUCAUGCACAGGGGUUUUAAGUUUUCCAUUACCAGUAGUUCCCUGCUGUGGCAGCCAGGUGAUUCGUUUAUGUGGAAGCAGUCUCCCGAACAACCAAGCGUUUUCCCUCACUCCCCUUACAAAUCAAAGGAUAUGAAUAUCCCCAUGGUUCAGUAUCACCCUUACUGUUACUGUGGGGUGAAAACCAGCAGGAGCACCAUCAGGAAGCCAGGACCCAAGCAAGGAUGCCAUUUCUUUGGAUGUGGAAAUUGGAGUACAGGUAGAGGUUCACGCUGCCAUUACUUUGAAUGGGUUUCUACCUAAUCUAAAGCACCUUUUGGUCUACCAUGAUCAAGUUCUAAGUUUUCUUAAUAAGUUAUAUGUAAAAAAAAAAAAAAAAAAGGAAGAGGAAAUGGCUUAUGAAAGUAGUGGUGUUGUCUCUAGUAGAAGCAUGUAUUCCCGGCUGCGUGAUGAGGUUUGUUUCGUGAAGUGUUAGAGAAAAUUAGUUGGCUCAAUUGCUUAUUACUGUGACUGCUGAACAUCUAAGUAGUCUUGUUAAGGAGAGGGAACUUCAACCUGUAAAGCUCACUUGGUUGACUGGGAAACCAUUGCGGAAUGUGAGGAUGGGUAGUUAGGAUUGGUGCUUUUACAUGCUAAGGCAUUCUAAGUUAUCUUUUAAAUAAUCCGUGGAAUAGGACUCUUUGUUUCUUUGCUCUAUUGGGAAUCGCUAUAAUUUCUGUCGCUGAUGUUAACAUUCUAACUUUGACCUUGUUAACUGUGCUUGUACCAAAGCGCAGAAUUUCGUGGAGGGAAGACUAGUGUAGCAUAUUUUUUGGUUGGGGUUUGGGGAUUUACCUUAAAAUUAGUAGCCACCAAAAGAAAAUAAUUAAGAGAACUCUUGAAAUUAACUAUUAGUUUUUAAAUAAUGUCAUACGCAAUA
Molecule: messenger RNA, 1978 nt
Organism: Gastrolobium bilobum
Lineage: Eukaryota; Viridiplantae; Streptophyta; Magnoliopsida; Fabales; Fabaceae
Exons: 5
Coding region: 118-1362 (414 amino acids)
Biological process (GO): exonucleolytic trimming to generate mature 3'-end of 5.8S rRNA from tricistronic rRNA transcript (SSU-rRNA, 5.8S rRNA, LSU-rRNA)
Molecular function (GO): nucleic acid binding; zinc ion binding; 3'-5'-RNA exonuclease activity
Source: RefSeq, a predicted model, not a curated record